Molecule: messenger RNA, 2294 nt
Organism: Durusdinium trenchii
Lineage: Eukaryota; Dinophyceae; Suessiales; Symbiodiniaceae
Source: the annotation of a GenBank genome assembly
GCUUGCCUACCCAGGGUAUGUCCCUUGAUGACAAGAUGGAGCAAUGGCACAAGAGCAAAAAUCAAGACAUCAAUUCUUUUCUGGACACCUUGACAAAGGGCCAGAGAGAAUGCUUGUGGCAGAGAUUCUCUUCAGCCAGAUCUGCUUGCAAGGACCCUGAGCAGGACCAGGUUUGGAACCUGCACUGCAAAGGCAAAGGGUCUGAUGAGAACAAGAAGAAGAUGCUCAAGAAGAACAAGCUCUUCUUGGAUUGCAGUGGUGACUUGAAAAACUCUCAGGUCUACCAGAAGGAAAUGAUGUCACUCAGCAGGACCAGUGGCUCAAAAGAGCAAGAGGAGUGGGUCCCUUUGGCUGUUAUCUUGAGGCGACGUGGGCUUCAUGAGACCAUGAGAAGGGUGAAAAGGGGCAGCAUCAGGUGCAGAAGGGAUCCCAAAGACAAGGAGGAGUGGCAGUUCUGCAUGGAGACCAUGACCAGCUACAGCCAGACAGAGAUGCAUCACAAGCAUGAGAUGUCUCAGGGUGGCAAGAGUGAGGCAGCGCAGUGGAUUCAAAUGAAGGGCAUGGCACUCUUGGAAAGUGGCCAGAACACAGAGGGGGAAGAUGCUUUGGCAGCCCUACUCCCUGGCCAAGCUGUCAAGAAGAAUAAACAGAAUGCUCUUGCCCUCAUGGAUAAAGAUGACUCAGAGGAAGGGGCUGAAGGCAACAAGUCUUCUGGCUCUGGGGUGAAAAAGGAUGAACAUGAAGUUGAAGCAGAGCUGCUGAGUGAGGUUGGUGGCAAGAUGGGCAAGGAUGAGGCUUCCAAGAGGCUCAAAAAGAUGGCCUCACUGGUGAAGAAGGUGAAGAAAGACAUUGCCCCUGCCAAGGGCAAAGCUUUGGAAGGGACACUAUCCAAGCUGGAGAAGCUAGCCUCCAAGAAGAGCAUCAGUCUUGAGAGCUGCAAAAAUGAACUCUUUGAAGGCCCCUCUCUCCAGGGCAUUGCUCUUGCUGCCACAAAGAGUGGUGCCACCUCUCCGGAUAUGCAAGAGUUGGCGAGCCUGGGCAACUAUGGCAGGAAUGGAAGCCACAUUGCUAGCCAGCUCAUUGCAAAGUAUUGCCAAGCAGACAACAUUACAUUGCCAGAACCAUAUUUCCCUGAAGUUCCUGUUUCUGUCAAGACGCCUGAAGAUUGGGUGCUUGGGCUGAAGCCAAUGGCACUGUUCUUGCCCCAUGAAUGGCUGCCCUGGCUUCUUGAACAGGAGCUGGCCAGUGGGUUCAGCCACCUUGAACAGUUCUGGGCAGAACAUGAUAUGGGAGAUCCAAAAUUUGUGAACAAUCCAAGGGCCCUAAAUGCAGGCCAGCAAUUGCACAAUGGCUACAAGGGCAUCAUCUUUGCCAUAACAGGAGAUCUUGAGUUCUACCAAAAUGAGAUGAAGCUAGCAGGCGCUAGCCAUUCCUCCAUGUGCUUCAACUGUAGGGCCAAUACAUCAGAUUGUCCCCACAAUGACUAUAGGCUUGGAGCAGCCUGGAGAGGCGCAAAGAUUUCCCACAAUGGGUGCUGUCCAACUGAUCAUGUCAUACCAACAGUGCCAGGAGUGAAUGGGUAUUCUUUUCAUUAUGAUUGCCUGCAUAUCCUUGAAGAAGGCUUGACUGGGCACAUUAUUGCAAACAUCAUGUUUGACAUGAUUGUCAGAGCACACUUCCCUGGUGCUUCUCAAGAGCUUCGACUGAAGGCACUGUUCAAAAGGAUUUGCCAAGAAUAUACAGAACUUGGUGUGGACAGCAGCAACAGAAUCAGGAAGCUUGGCUUCAGUCACUUUUGCAAUGUCAAGGACAAACAUGGCUUCUUUCCUGACUUGAGUGGCUACAAGGCCAGACACAUCAGAUAUUUAGUUGAGCCAUUUGUUGAUAUUUGCACUGAGUUCAAUGAUGAGACACCUUACCAAAAGCAUCGCCUGGAUUGUAUCAAGCAACUGCUCCACAUGUAUGAAGCAAUUGAAGGAUUUGGUCUACAUCUUCCAGCAAAGGCCAGCAAAGCUUUCCAGAAGCGCACCAAUUUGUGCCUUCUCCAUUAUGCGAAGCUGGCAAAGAUUUCAAUGUCUGAAAACAGGCUACAAUGGAAUACCAUCCCAAAAAUGCAUUAUGCAGCACAUAUGCCUGAUCAAUGUGCCUUUUUGAACUGCAAGUUUGUGGCAACAUACACAGGAGAAACAAUGGUUGGAUUUAUGUCUUCCAUAGCCCAUCACUGUCUGAAUGGAACCAGUCCACACAUGGUCCAGCAAAGGUGGCUUGGCGCUGGAGGCUGGCCAUGCACCUAA